CACCUGGCAAGAUUAAUGACAACACCUUUAUACGCCCCCAGGGCCUGCCGUGGAGAUGAAGCUCCACAUCAACAUCACAUCAACUAGGCGAUAAAAAGCACAAAGCCACAGUGGUUCACCAGGGUAAUUCAAAAUGUGUGUUGUUUAAAGCCACACUCAAAAAUAUCCCUGCAAUAUGGCAGUCGGUACAUAAUCGAGUCUGGGCCAGAUGAUGCAGUGGUUGAUAUCAUGAGCAACCAUCCUUGUCGUCGGGACACGAUGACAGGCCACCAACCACGUCACCAAGCCUGAACACUCGAUCCAUUAUUUCGCCCUUGACGUUCAGGCAUAGGUUGCUGGGUAUCAAUUCUAACCCGGAAUCACCACUGGGAAAAAAAUCAAGAUCGCAUGUUUACUGUUCACCAAACUGGACGUUUAUGCCCUGUAUUGUAUAAAGUGAAGACGCUACGAUAACAAGGAUGCACACGGACGACAUCAUCGAGGCCGUCGGGGGCAUGUCCCGCUUCCAGAUCCUCAUGGUUGUCUUCAUAUUCGGUCCAAAGAUGCUGAUGGCGUGGGGGAUGUUGAUGAUGUCGUUUGCGGGGACUACUCCAGAUUGGUGGUGUGUCCCAGCUACAGCGGCCUCUGUUGAUGAGACCGACUACAUGAACAACGUCACAUUGAAAUUGUGUCCCACCUCGGACAACAUCACCUGUCAGGUUGUGUUCAGCCAGGAUAAAAACACUGUCGCCAGCGAGUGGGAUCUCAUAUGUGACCAGAAUAUUCUCAAGUCCAUUAUCACAUCAGUUCAAAUGGCCGGAGUGUUCUUUGGGGCACUGUUUGGCGGACAGUCUGCUGACGUCCUCGGUCGGAAGUGGACUUACUUCAUCAGCCUGGUCCUUCAAAGUGGGUUCAAUCUGGUGGCAGCAUUCUCCGUCAACUGGCAGAUGUUUACAGCGUUGCGUUUUCUCAUCGGGAUGACGAUUGGCUCUCUUCUGGUUGUAAGCUACCCGUAUUUCAUGGAGUUCAUUGGAAGGAAAUGGCGACCAAUUGCAUCGGCAAUGCCAGUCUGGGUAACGGGUGUAUGUGUAUUUGCCCUGUCGAGCUGGUUGAGGCCUGACUGGUCUGAUCAACACAUCAUAGCGGCUGCCCUUCAUCUACCCUUCUUCGCCGGAUGGUUCUUUGUCCCAGAGAGUCUGCGCUGGUUGGCUGUAAAAGGGCGGACUGAUGAAGCUGAGAAAGUCGUGGAUCAGAUGAGUCGAUACAACAAAAGACAGAAGCCCACCAACACACUGCAGUUGCUGAAACAAGUGGCAGAAGAGGAGCAGAAACUGAGGGCGUCUGGCAGCAGGUACACGUACCUAGACAUCUACAGGGGCUGGAGCAUCUGCUGGAAGUCUCUCAUCAUACAGUUCAUCUGGAUGUGCAUGUCGCUGGUGUACUAUGGGAUAUCGUUCGGUGCAGGGAAACUCGCAGGCAACCUGUAUCUGAACAUCUUCCUUCUGGCAGUGGUGGAAGUGCCAGCCACUGUGAUGACGUUCUUCAUGAACAACAAAUUUGGCAGAAGAUGGACGGCUUUCAUUUUCUUUGCUGCAGCCACUGUCGGUUCCUUUGGUGUUUGCAUCGUCGCUAGAACAGUCGCUAAAGAUGACCAAGGGAUCAUUAUCAACGUCUUGGCUAUGGUGGCCAAACUCGGUGUUGGUGCUGCUUGGUGUGUUCUUCAGUUAUUGUCAAGUGAGACGUACCCGACUGUCACAAGAAAUUUGGGUUAUGGUGCGGCUAAUACAGCGGCUCGCAUUGGCGGAAUACUUGCUCCAUACAUCUUUGCAACGGGAGGAGAUGGUGAUGUCGUGGUGCCUUUCGUCAUUGUUGGAUCGACCAUGGCUGCCUGUGGAGUGUUAUCCCUGAUCCUGAAGGAGACGGGGGGUAAACCCCUCGCCGACACCCUGGGGGGCCAAGUGAACUCAUGUGGGGAUGUACAGAUGGUGGUGACAGCAGCUGACGUGGAAAAGACGAAGCUGUAAACACACUGGCUCAAACAAUCCGGCCACAACCCGAUGAACAGACACAAAAGAAACAAAUAUAUGGCUUUCCAUAUCUAGUGAGAGAGAGAGAGUUUUAGUUGUACUACAUGACAACAGUCUGUAAUAAUUCAAGUCUGGACCAGACAGUCAAGUGAUUGACUACAUGAACA
Messenger RNA from Haliotis rufescens (red abalone), 2173 nucleotides. Its product is annotated as organic cation transporter protein-like. Gene Ontology annotation, cellular component: membrane. Gene Ontology annotation, molecular function: transmembrane transporter activity. Bases 459 to 2003 code for a protein of 514 amino acids. The transcript is spliced from 10 exons. The record is from RefSeq and is a predicted model, not a curated record. Gene Ontology annotation, biological process: transmembrane transport. Lineage: Eukaryota; Metazoa; Mollusca; Gastropoda; Lepetellida; Haliotidae.